AUGCUCUUGAUUACCUGGAACACGGCGGGCUGGUCGUCCACUGUGCGAGCUAUUCGUGAAAGCUACGGAAGUGUUGCGCGUUUCCUUCACUUGACUGGGGCUGACAUCAUCUGCUUGCAGGAAUGCAAAGGUUCAUGGGAGAAACUACAGUCGAAGCCGAUUGAAAUGGGUGCGGAUGAUCCACCCGUUUCGAAACGAACCCUUCCCAAAAGUGCCCCUUCUCCCCUCCAAGGUACUUCCAACCUGCCUGGUGAGGGAAAGAGCCGGGAUGAUGGGCUGAUGGGGGAGAAUAUGCAGGAUUGGGAGUCUUUUUGGUCUUUUAGCGAAAAGGCUCACAAGGGGUUCAAUGGGGUGGUGACGUUUGUGCGGAAGGGCCUCACGCUCGCCUGUGACGCGCGGCCGUUCGACAAGGAUGACUUGAACGAUGAGGGCCGCGUGGUGGUAACGCACCACAGCGCCUUUGUGCUCUUCAACGUGUACGUCCCGAAUGCCCGGGGAAGCGCACGAAGUGAGUACAAAAAGUACUUUCUUCAUUCGCUUGUCGCGGUCAUGGAUCGGGUACGACAGACGUCAAAGAAGCCUUUGAUUUUCGUAGGGGAUUUAAACAUGACCUACCGCGCCGAGGACGCCGCCUGGACGCUGCGUCGUCUGGAUAUUGGCAGGAUGGUGGAAUUAAAUCGACAAUCCAAGGUCCUCCCGGACGACGCAUGGGAAAGCACCUACCCGUAUCUUUCGAAGCCAGCGCUAGGACGUCUGAUGCAGGGGAUAACCCAACUGCUCUGGCGCCGUGCUCUAGAAAUCGUGCGCACGGCGAACUCCUCCUCAUCCUCCUCCUCCUCUUCUUCGAAGAAAGUUGACGACAGAAGUUCAUUGGCUACGGUAAAACUGGACGGAGAACCCAGGCGAGAUUCUUCCCGCAGCACUGCGCAUACUGGCGUCGUUUCGGUGGAUUCUCGCAUCCGCGACGAGUCCGGCAAGGGGGCAUCGGAGCUCCAGAAGGAGCUUCAGAUCGAACAACUACGGAGACUUUGCCUGGCGUCGACAGAGUCGAAUUCCGCGAAAAAAGAGUUCCCAUGCACCCCCCCUUCAUCGCAGUCGAACGCAGGGGGAUCUCCCUCUCCCACAAAUCCAUCCAUCACCCUCGAGGAGCUCUAUGAGGCGGGCUUCUCCAGCGUGUUCAUUGAUGAAAUCUCGACCAACCCUCACGCCAAUAGCUUGCCAAACCGGGAGCUCUACGCCCUCACACGGUAUUGCGGGCUUCCCCCUCACGACGACGAAUCCAUCGCGUUUAUGGACGGACUUUUGAAUCCCCACCACGCACUUGAUUCCACCCCGGGGAUGCGGGAUACCUUCGCGAUGGCGGGGGAGGGGGAUUUUUCCUCACUCGUGUACUGCCCCUGCCCUUUUACCUGCUGGGAUCAGUCGCGGAAUCGGCGGCAAAUGAAUGAGGGAACGCGGCUGGAUUACGUCCUCGUCGACGCGGAGCUCGCGCCGCACGUGGUGCUACCUACGCGAACUGAAAACAACCAUCCAAGCAGCUCUCCUAGUUUUAUCAACCAUGAUGUGGAUCCUCCUCGCCCUCUCGAUGAGGCGACGUUUUUUACGGAGUUUUGUGGGAGCGCCCGCGCGGAGGGGGUUCGUCGCGCGAUGGCUGGUGGGUUAUACCCACCAGCCGCCUUCGAUCGCUCCGGAAUUCCGCCACUCAGCCGGAAUGCCCUUGAUAUUCCCUUCCGUGGGCUCCCUUCCACGGGGUUGUUUAUCACGCCUCCCCAAUUCAGCGAUCAUAUCGGGAUGUGCGUGCUCUUUCGACCGUCAAUCCGAUUAGAACCACGCGCCGAUAAGAUUUUGGGAGCUUCCAAAUGCCUGUAUCGUCCACCUGUUGGUCUGCGUGCGUUUAUGAUGAAGCCGCUGGCCUCGGGGUCGGCUUCAGCUACGAACGUCGAGAAAAAGGCAACCAACUCUGCAGAGGGGAAACUGAAUUUUAAAUUGACUAAUGGAGAAGAAGUAAGCGAUUUCCAAAAGGAGAAAAAGGUGAAGGUUGAAGUAUGCCAUGAACAAAAUGAGGUUAUCGACCUGGACGGUGUAUAA
Molecule: messenger RNA, 2088 nt
Organism: Phytomonas sp. EM1
Lineage: Eukaryota; Euglenozoa; Kinetoplastea; Trypanosomatida; Trypanosomatidae
Source: the annotation of a GenBank genome assembly